Molecule: messenger RNA, 888 nt
Organism: Lynx canadensis (Canada lynx)
Lineage: Eukaryota; Metazoa; Chordata; Mammalia; Carnivora; Felidae
Product: transmembrane epididymal protein 1A-like
Exons: 1
Coding region: 1-888 (295 amino acids)
Source: RefSeq, a predicted model, not a curated record
AUGGGUACCCUCGAGGGACACUUGCUGCCGGGGAUAUGCCUCCUCAUCUUUUCUCUCCACUACUCAGUGAUGGUGUCCUUGGCCCUGCUACGGGGACAGAGGUUUCUCAAACCCCCUCUGACCCCAAAGGAGAAGCGAGGACACAGGUGGUGGCAGCUGGUACCUGUGGAAGGGAUGAUGAAGGUGGCCAUCUCCCUGACUGGCAUCAUAACCGAGUUCUUCUACCCCCCAGGAGUAAACCGGAUGAUGAUGGUAGACUGGGAGGACCCUCGGCGGCCAUUUGUGUUCUAUGACAACUGGUAUCACGUCACCAUGUAUGGGUUUUUCACGCUCAGUGGCGUUGUGGACAUCGUGAGCCGGGCGUGUCAGGCGCAGCAGAACGUGAAGCUGGAGCGAGCAGCUGAGGCCCUGGCCUUCUGUGUGCUGGUCCUGCUGAUGGCAUGUCACCUGGAGAACAAGGGCACCCUGGAGGUCCGCACGCACCUGCUGUUCGUGGCGCCCACCUUCCUGGUUACCCUGGUGCUCACCAUGGAAGUCUGGGUCCCUGACCAACCCACGCUCUGGGUGCUGAAGACCUGGAUGGGGCUGGUGCUCAGCACAUGGAUGCUGCAGCUGUGUGUGCUGAUGUACGUUCCUCCCUCCGGGCAGCCCUGGAGGGCAGAAAACCCUGGCGACCUCGCCUUCCUCCUCAUCUUCUUCUGCUGGCACCUGGGCUUCGGGGCUAUCGUGCUGGCCGCUGUCUAUGGCCUCUGCAGCCUCUGGCACCAUCGCAUCUCCUCUUGGAGGGAAGUCCCACGUACCAAGUACCAGCUGUGUCCCAGAAGCUACAGCAGCGAAGAGCUGGAGAAGCUCAGGACAGAGGCCAUGCUGCAGGAUGGGGGCAUCUAG